AUGGGUUCCAUAAACGCCUCCUCCGAAUUGGAGCCCCCCAAUGGCGGCUUCAAGGCGUGGCGCACUGUGUUCGGCUCGUUUUUGCUGCAGACCUCAUCCUACGGCUACGUGACAGCAUGCGGUGUCUUCAUGUUUUACUACUCCGAGGUCAUGCUGCCAACUUACUCAACAUCACAGCUUGGGUGGAUCACCACCAUCGCCAUCUUCCUGAUCUUCGGCGUUGGCAUCCCUAUCGGCGCUCUCGUCGACCGCUACGGCACGCGUCCUAUUAUUGCACCCUUCGCCGCACUGGGGGUAAUAUCACUAGGCCUGCUUAGUCUCUGUCGCACCUACUGGCAGAUCCUCCUCUGCCAGGGCGUCGCUUUCGGCCUGGCCUGCUCCGGUACUACACUGCCCGCUGUCAUCUGUGUGACCCAGUGGUUCUCGACCAAGCGCGGGCUCGCCGUGGGACUCGCCAGCGCCGGUAGCAGCUUUGGCGGUCUUAUCUUCCCGAUCAUGGUCUCGCGCCUGAUCGACACCCACGGCUUUGCGCCGGCAAUCAAGUGGUCAACCGUGGUCGUCGGCAUCUGCAUGGUGACAGGGGUUAUCUGCUGCGAGGGACCCUCCCCCCCGAAGCAGAUGGCAGCCCUCAGCAAGAAAGAGGCGAACAGUGCAUCCUCCUCGAUACACUUCAAGGCCGACAGCCGCGACGACCCGGAGCGUCUGAGGGCGGCCAUCUCUGGGGGGAAUGCGCAGAAGCCCACCAGUAAAUGGGCGGGGCUGCGGCACAAUGGGACAGCAUGGCUGGCAUUCUGCGUUGGGAUCUUCUGCUGUACCUUCUCACUACUAGUUCCCUUUGACUACCUCCCACUGAUGGCAGUGCAGGCAGGCAUGAACCGCGAUCUGGCGCAGUACAUGCUAGCCAUUAUCAAUGCCGGCUCGAUAGUUGGUCGCGUGGUGCCAGGCUUCCUGUCGGACCACCUGGGACAGUUUAACGUGAUGGUGCUGGUUAGCGUCUUGUCCGCCGUCGCGCUGCUGGCUAUCUGGUUGCCCGUGUACUACGCACCCACGGACGGCGGGAUAAUUUUCUUUGCUGCAUUUUAUGGGUUUGUGUCGGGGGGGUAUACCAGUCUGCUCUCCCCGUGUGUUGUGGCACUGGUUGACGGCCGCAUGGCUGACUUGGGUCUGAAAUUCGGCAUUGCCUGCAUCUGUCUGGCCUUUGGUUCUCUUGUGGGCAUCCCGGCCAGCGGCGCUCUGGCCGAUAACACGGGCAACUGGGCCUCGCUGAUCGGACUGUCGGGCGCCAUCAUGGCCCUGGGUGCGCUGUGUUUAAUUGUAGCACGCGUGAAGAAAGGCGGCUGGGAUUUGAGGAAGGUGUAG
Aspergillus tanneri is the source of this 1359-nucleotide messenger RNA. RefSeq lists its product as uncharacterized. Gene Ontology annotation, cellular component: fungal-type vacuole membrane. The record is from RefSeq and is a predicted model, not a curated record. Gene Ontology annotation, molecular function: transmembrane transporter activity. The transcript is spliced from 3 exons. NCBI's taxonomy places the organism in Eukaryota, Fungi, Ascomycota, Eurotiomycetes, Eurotiales, Aspergillaceae. Gene Ontology annotation, biological process: transmembrane transport. The coding region runs from base 1 to 1359 and encodes 452 amino acids.